Molecule: messenger RNA, 4210 nt
Organism: Pelmatolapia mariae (spotted tilapia)
Lineage: Eukaryota; Metazoa; Chordata; Actinopteri; Cichliformes; Cichlidae
Exons: 15
Coding region: 572-2587 (671 amino acids)
Biological process (GO): actin filament bundle assembly; positive regulation of actin filament polymerization; plasma membrane organization
Cellular component (GO): cytosol; nucleoplasm
Molecular function (GO): cytoskeletal adaptor activity; protein binding
Source: RefSeq, a predicted model, not a curated record
UAUUCUUCCCCAGUGAGAGAGUGAGACAGAGAGAGGCUGAUACAGAAUGGGAGGCUGACUCUGGUUUCCAACGGCAGGGAGCUGGGUGUACUGGUGUUGGCAGUGGUUUUCUGGACGGUUUUUGCGUGCGUGAAGGCAUGUCUGUAAUCGGCUCAGUAAUGAGGAAAGGUACUGAACGGCACUGAAUAUCUGACCCCGAUUCCUGGGAGUAAAGGGAGGCAGAGAGGGGAGAGUGGGAAACUGUGUGUGUGUGUGUGUGAGAGAGAGAGAGAGGCAAAAAGAGAGAGGGGCAUGUGAAAAGGGGUGGAGGGGAGCUGAGAUUUAGUGCUCUGCUGGAUGAAACAACCCCCCACUAACUAACGGAGAGGGAAAGUAGCCUAAUAGGAAGAAAAGAGGGGGUGUAAAACUGUUCAUUAAACACUCAAAGACGCGGAGGAAGCCUUUAUCGUUUCCAACAAUGAGCCCAGAAAAGGAUAUCGGGAUCUUGUGUGAAGCUUAGAGACGUGAGCAGCGGGUCAAAAUCACACCACGAUCACACACGGCGAAAGCGGACACACAAGAGAAGAAAAAAAUGUCUCGAACCGAAGAGGUCAACAAGAUGACUGAAAAUGUCUACAAGGGGAUUCUGGACCAUUUCAACCCCAGUCUGAAGAACUUUGUGACCAUGGGGAAACACUAUGAGAAAGCUCUGACAGGAGUGACCAUAGCUGCCAAAGGAUACUUCGAUGCUCUUGUGAAACUCGGAGAGCUGGCGAGCGACAGCCAAGGCUCCAAGGAGCUCGGAGACACCCUGUUUCAGAUGGCCGAGGUCCACAGGCAGAUUCAGGUGCAGCUGGAAGACGUGUUAAAGCUGUUUCACUCCGAGCUGCUCGCCCAGUUGGAGCAGAAGCUGGAGCUGGACAUCAAAUACCUCACGGCCACCCUCAAAAAGUAUCAGAGCGAGCGACGGUCUAAAACCGAGUCAAUCGAGCGCUGUCAGUCCCAGCUGAAGAAACUCCGCAGGAAGAGCCAAGGCAGCCGUCACCCCAACAAAUACGGUGACAGAGAGAUGCAGUUCGUGGAGCUGAUGAGCCGUCGCCAAGGCGAGCUGGACACGCUGGUGGCCUCAGGUUACAAGUCCGCUCUCACCGAGGAGAGGAGACGCUACUGCUUCCUGGUGGACAGACAGUGCUGUGUCACCAAACUGCUCAUUAACUACCACUCCAAGGUGAGAGAGCUUCUAUCCCAGAAACUGUCAUCUUGGCAGCAGUCGUGCUCUCAGCCAACAAAGCUCCCGGAGCGUGCUCUGAACCUGCUGCGCCACACUGCGCCUCAAAGCCCAGGGGCUGCUGGGAUAGCUGAGGUCCUUCGUCACACCAAGCUUGGCACCGCUCAGCCUGAGCAGAGGCUCUCUGUUCAAGAAGUCCCUCCUCUGUUAAACGGAGACUCUAGUCGCUCCCAGCAACAGCGCUCGCUCCCCUCCUCCACCCAGAGUGACACCUGUCCUCCUCAGGGCUCUACCCAGACAUUCCUCUCUGCUCCCUCCACCGGAGGAGCUGCUGGAGGUUCAUCGCAGGGAGCAUCUCCUCAGCACAGCAGCACACCUGUCAGUGCUUCAGCCAGCCCGCUCCCUGACAGCAGCACCAGUGGCAGCGCCAGCCCGGCUCCAUCUACUCCCACCACCACAUCCAGUAGCUCAGCCCAGCAGACCUCGCUUCUCCUCGCCGCAAACACAUCUAACCUGUCCCCGAGCCUCAUCCCCUCCACCGUGAUGUCGCUCAGCCAGAUCUCCCCGGCCAGCAGCUCCUCGCAGGGCAUGACCCUCCCCAUCCCCCACAGUGCACCUCACAGCCCUCCUCUGCCCCACAGCGCUCCGCUCUCUAGGGCCAUGACUCCAGUGCAGCUGCUGCACCAGCAGGUGGAACCAGGAGGGAGCAGCACUUUAUCUCCGUCACAUAAUCCGUGGCUGCUGAAGACCUCAGAGAUGAGCGCCACUGCAACACUUCCACUGCCGAGGAGACCUGUCAGUGAAAUGAGGCUGGGAGGCUUUCAGGGCUCGAGUCUUCCCAGGAUGAUGCCUUUAUCUGGACCUACACGUGUGGAAGCCAUGUUUUCUCACACACCUGGAACAUCAGAUGGCAGUGGAGGAACCACAGUGGGAGGAGCAUGCUUACUGCACUUCCUGCCUGGUGACAAUAUCACUCUGCUCAUCUCUGAGCCCAGAGAUGGGUGGCACUACGGUCAAAAUGAACGAACGGGACGGAAAGGCUGGUUUCCUUUCUCUUACACUCAGCCACAUCAUACCAAGAUGGAUCUUCUCGAGAGCUCACUCUUCUUAUCUAGAGCUAACAGCACCAGUACCGGGCAACUUGACAAACUAGGAUCUCCGGGUCUCCCAGCCCUCACCCCUGAGUCGGAGGAGGAACGCUCCCUUCCUCCCCAGAGGGUCAGCACCUUCCGCCCGCGCCCCUACAGCAUGGCCGACAGCAACAAGAUCACCUCAGAGUUGGCCUCCCCACCUCCCUCACCGACCAGGCCCAAUCCAUUUGCACAUGUCCGACUCCGAAAAACCGUCACCAACGAUCGCUCAGCUCCCAUCAUCGAGUGAGCUUUUUGUUCCCACCGCAGCAGCAGCAGCAGUGUUCCUCUGUGGUUCAUCAGUACAUCGCACCUCAGGUUGAAUCCUGGAAAGACGCACACUGGCUAAUGUUAAUGUUCUACUUUUAAAUGUAAUAUUCUGUGUGUUUCAUGUAUAAACGCUGUUAUAAAUAUGAGUACAGCCGACUGGAUUUGUAGGUUGCUGGGGGAGAAGAGACAAUUGUAACAUGUGAGAAACUGCUUUAGUGAAGUGUUGGCUUUAAUAUAAAAACUAGAUGUUUAGAUGUUUAGCUUCAUGUUUGUCACACUGUGUCCUGCUUGUCCUGAAUAACUAACAUGCUUUAGUUUGAAUUAUGUCAGAUACAGUUGUUUCUUUUACUGUUUUAAAGAGUUUUUUUUCUCCCUUUUUGGUUAUUUUUGUGCCAUAUUCAGAGAUGUUUUCUGUGUUCAGCUGAUUUAGGGACUGGAUCCUAAUAGCAGGUUGUGCACAUUGACAAUGAUGAAGUGUUAUGGGAAGAGGACAGGCUCCUUCUCUAUUACAGUAUUAUAUUUUUUAGAAAAGCUGCCAGAUCUGGUGCAUUUUCUUGGUGCUGGUGAAGGUGAGCAUUUAAAAGUAUUAAAAGUGUGUGUGUGUGUUUUUUUGUUUUGUUUUGUUUUUUCAUUUUAUUUUAACACAGUGAUUGUCUAGAUGAGCUACUUGACAUUAAUGAAACUGGCACAAUGACUUAUGUUUAUGUCAUGUUUUAGUUUCUGAACAUGAGCGAUGUUGUUUGAAGGCACAAGUCUGUCAGAUACAUCCUGUUGUGCCACUUAACACCAUUCAUUCUGCUGCUGUAAAGUUACAUGUUACUAUUUGUGAGUAGAUGACUUAAAAAAAUGCUUUCUGCUUGAAAUUUGAUUAUCCAGAGUUGAUCCAUCUACUCCCUGAGUGAAAUCAUCAAAAUUGUCCUCUUUUUAAAUACAGAGCAACUCUGACAACACAAAGAAAACUCAUAAACUUCACAGACACAAACUGUAAAAGUUGGUAGUUGAAUGUUUGGAUAGUGGUAUCACCGAAAGAAGUGUUUUCUUUGAAAGUAGGAUGUCAUGGAGGGUUCAAAGUCUUAAGAAUGAGAGAUUUGCAUGCUUAGUCUUUGGAUUUGAUGUCUUCUUGAUUUCUUUUCAGUCCCAAAGCUAUUCACCAGCUAGGCUGCUUAAUUGUAGUUGUACGUCCAUCAGUCAGACUAAGCAGAAUCUUAAAGUGAUGUAUGGAUGCUAAGACAGAUGAUGAUUAGGUUUUUACUGAGAAACUGUAUCUGUGAAAGUGAUGAAGAAAGUAUACAGGAAGUUGACCAACGUCUGAGCAAGUGUUCAUGGUAAUCUACAGACAUCCAAAGUAAUUUUUUUGUAGCUCUGUCCUCGUUGUUGCCUCUAACAAAGUGAAAUCUGUGCAAACUGAAGCAGUUCGUGUUCCUGGUUUAACUGCCUCAAGUUACUUUGAUGUUUUAGCACCUUUUAGAUUCAUAAUAUCACCUGAAAAGCUUGUAGAAAAAAACAUCUAUCAGCAUAUAUUGUAAUCACUUUGUGUAGCGUUGCUUCAUUAAUAAAGAUGACAGCAAAAUGCUUUUAAUGCAUGUAAAUAGUGCCAAAAAUU